UGGCGGCCUGAGGCGGAGAGAGUUGGUCAAGUUGUGACGGGAGAGACUCGGAGUCGUCGCUGCCGCCGCCGCCGCCGCCUGAAGGCGCCUCCCGUCUCCCUAAAGUGGAUCGGAUUGUAAUGUCUACGCUACUUAACACCUUUAAAAAAUAACCCCAGACUUUUCCUGCCGAUUUCGAGUGGAACAAACUAGCAGAAAAUGAGCUUCCUAUUUGGGAAUCGGAGUAAUAGAACUUUCAAACCAAAAAAGAACAUUCCAGAAGGUUCUCACCAAUACGAGUUGCUAAAGCAUGCCGAAGCAACCUUGGGCAGUGGUAAUCUCCGUCAGGCUGUUAUGUUACCAGAAGGCGAGGAUCUUAAUGAAUGGAUUGCUGUCAAUACUGUGGACUUCUUCAACCAAAUCAACAUGUUAUAUGGAACAAUAACAGAGUUUUGUACAGAGCAAAGCUGCCCAGUUAUGUCAGCAGGACCAAGGUAUGAAUACCACUGGGCUGAUGGCACAAACAUUAAAAAGCCAAUCAAAUGUUCUGCUCCAAAGUACAUUGACUACCUUAUGACAUGGGUACAGGACCAGCUCGACGAUGAGACUCUCUUCCCUUCCAAGAUUGGGGUACCCUUUCCAAAAAACUUCAUGUCUGUGGCCAAGACCAUUCUGAAGCGGCUGUUUAGGGUCUACGCUCACAUCUACCACCAGCAUUUUGACUCUGUGAUGCAGUUACAGGAAGAGGCCCACCUCAACACUUCCUUCAAGCAUUUCAUAUUUUUUGUUCAGGAAUUUAAUCUGAUUGACAGGAAAGAACUUGCUCCUCUUCAAGAUCUAAUUGAAAAACUUGGAUCAAAGGACAGAUGAUUUGUCUCCAUAUUUUCCACAUCAGCGUGAUCUUAGUGCUUCUUUUUUCUACCUUCAAGACCCCCAUUUCCUGCGCGUACACAGUAUGACGUGUGAUCAUUGUGAGCAUGCUCUGUGGGAAAAAUCCAUUGUCUCUUGUUAAGUAGUUCUUCGAUAUUUUUGUGAAUAACUUCAAAAAAAAUGCACGUCCAUGAGUUGUUGGUUCUAGCCAUAUGUCAGUGUUUUAAGGACCUUGCCCUUCAACCAAAUUGAAAGGCCCAAGGUGUACAGAUAUCCCAUCUAUUUCAUAAAGGACAUUGCAGUGUUGAUUCUCUGUCCUUGGAAGCUAAGAGUACACACACACAGACUCUGCAUUUAUCAAAAGCCGAUCGUGAAGCAAAUUAAAAAAAUGCUAUUGGGGGAAAAUAUUGCUGCAUGUAAAUUGGAUUAAUUUGGAUUCUCGACUGAUGGAUUUGUAGUCUGGGUUCCUACGUUGUCCGUGUUCCACCUACCUCCCGUUUUGUUUUGUAUUCAUUUGAGGGAAGAUGGAAAACCAAUGAUUCUUGACCUUGAGCUAGACACAAACUGGAACUUGUGCAGUUUGAAUGUAUGUUUUAAAUGAGUUGAUUUGCAGUAUGACUGUAUGUUGCUCAUGCUGCAAAUAGGCAAGUUAAUUGUAGACUAGUUAAAUGAACACAGUCUCUAAAUGUACUGUUUGGGUUCAAAAGACAGUGAGCGAUUUUGUACUUCUAUGUUGGUGCGCAUUCUCCUCUCUUGUUGUUGUGUGCGUUUUGAUUUGGCCAUUUGAGGCGUGUUUGUACAUGGAAAGCCCUCACUUUUUCGUGCGAUUUGGUCGUCUUGCAUUUGUCAUUACUUUGAUCAAUACAUCACUUUCUGCGUGUAAUAGGUUUCAAACCAGUGGAGAAUCUCUUAACUUUUUUGAACAGUGUCGCAACUUAAAACUCUUGAAUCCAACACCACACUGCAGGAGGCAACAUACCACUAGUUUAUUUCCUCUCACCUUCCUCCCCAUCCCCUGCCAGGAAAAAUCCCCAUUGGUUACAGUAUUGAACAGUUCAUACUGCCUGGUUGUAUGAAUCCACCCUUCGCUCUGAUAUGUUUUAAAAAUGCUUUGAUUUAUAACGGCACAUAUAUUUGUCAAUUGUGGUUUUCCGGUCACUGCUUGGGUUGCCUGUCUUCUAUCCGCAGUUUUGGAUUAUAACACAGAGCAUGUACUGUUGUAUGUUGUGAACACUGUGUUGCCUAUACUUCUAAUGUUAUUAGAUGCACUUUGGGGACUGUGCCCAGUUGCCUUAACUAGACUACUUUUUUUCAAAACUUGGUCAGUCAUGCUUUACUAUUGAAAAUGUUUUUAAAGUUUUUACACAUUGAGGUGAAUAAAGGCAACUUUGCGGCAUGCUGUAACUUUUUACUUGUGGUUGCAUUAUAGCAAAUAGUUUUGGGGCAAGGGGGGAUUUUCUUUUAAAUAUAGCAAUAAUUAGCUUAAAUGGCCUUUUUAUUUUAAGUAAGGUUGGUGACUACUGAAAAAGACCAGUGUCAGAUUUAGGGAUCUUCAUAAUUCACGGCAGGCGACUCCUAACUAAUUCUAUAUAACGUUGGAGGAGGAAGGGCAGUUUUGUUAAUACAGCCAAGUGGAACUCCUUUGUUCAAAUAUUGCUGGUUUGCUGUUAGUGUGCAUUUAUUAUGUUCAGUUUGGUACAAUGUUGAGCAUAGUGACGGGGGGUGGGAAAGUAUUGGGAUGAGUUUGAACUUUUUUAAGUCUAGUUUUUUUUUUAAUGUUGACAGGUACUCCAAAUUUCAAGGUAAGAUACCUUUCCAAUCUCAGCCCAUUUAUGUCUUCAAGUCAAGAAGCUCCCAUGACAACUCUCAUAUAUCCACCUACCAAACACUUCCUUCACGUAGGAAUUGGUGGCCCUGGAUUGUAAUUCUUUGCCCAGAGGUCAAAUUUGCACUUGUGUUAGUUUCAUAAGGUAGUAAACCUCCAGUUUCAAUUGUUCUCAAAUGUAGAGGGCUGUAACGAUUGUCUAGAUUGUCUGAAAUACAGGCAAGGUUGGCACAGGAGUUCAGAGUUGACUCCUGAGGAACCUAGAUUGAUGUUGGCAAAGAUGUUCUUACCAAUGAAAUAACUUAGAAAACCUUUCAAAUGGUGACUGACUUUGCGAGUGUUCCUGGUACAUUUAGAACUGACUUCUGGAGGCGAGCAAAUAAGGGAGAAAGUUGUAGUGCUGACUUUGGAAACUGGGAACAGGAUCAGUUUUUAAAGUAUUUAAUUUCUCAUGAGUGUUGGAAAACAGAGUGCAUCAGAAUCUCUGGAAGAGAGAAUAUACCAUCAUAUUAGAACUUGGCAGGCUUGUUGAGAUUACAUUUUUCAAUGUCCCUUCUGAAUUAUUUUAUUUUUUUGCCUCCCUUCACUUACCAUCAGAGGGAAACUGUAAAAUGGACACAAGGAGUUGACUGAAUUUUGUGAUUGAGGUUUCGUGAUUCUGGUUUGGAAAAUAACUAGGAAAUGGGCUUGCUGACGGUUAGGAGAAGUCUCCUAUUUGUUCAAAAUGAAGUUUGAUUCUUCACUUUUAGAUGUUAGCAGUCCAAAAUGAUUGCAUUUCUCAUCCAUGACCAAGAAUCUUAAAACUAAACCCUGUGAGUUUUGAAGAGAUUUCCACAAAAUACUUUUAAAUCUUCGAAUCUGUCUUUCAGUUCAGGGAGCAGUACGUUUUUACAUAUGCUAGUGUAAAUUAUACAGAUUUUUUUUACAUUUGAAUUUGAAAUGCCACUUAUGUUUUUGAUAAAGUAUUUGAUAAUUGUCAUGUUGGAAUUUUGGUACACUGUAAUUUUAACGGCUUGCUUAUGUUUUCUGGGAGGAGGGUGAUCUUAGUAGAGACAUUAUGCACAUCUUUAACCAGAGUUGGUUGCACUUGCAGUAUACAAACUAAAGUAACAAUAAAUUGAAUUACAGCAUGCUCUGCCAAUUUAUUACCAACUUGUGACUCAGUAGACGAAAGAUCCUUGGUUGUAUUUCAGUGGUAACUUCAAAACCUUUUUUUCUAUUUGAAGGGGAAUAAAAAUUGCAUCCGAAGUCGAUGUAUACUCCGUCUUCAUGUGUUAAAUUGGUUUGUGUUAAUUUAAUUCGAGCUUGCUUUUGAUAGAUUUCAAAUUUUUUUUAAGUAAGAUAUCCAGAAUUAAUUUUGCUCGAUUCUCUGAAAUCAAUUAACCUAAAUGAGGCUGGGAGCUCGCUGUGCAGGGUAGUAUUGUCAAAUCCACAUCAUUAUGUAAAACUCCUUGAUCCUUCUCGCAAGAAAUGAUUGUGAUGUUAUUAAUGUUAAAUAAAAUCUACUCUGCAUUGAGAAACAUUUUGUUCAGUGGUUUGGCACUUGAGAAUGCUGAACCUUAAUUUAUGACAGAUAACACUGGAGUAACUAAAUGGCUCCGGCAGCAUCAGGUGAUGGACAAGCUCUAGCUCAAGAAGGGUCCUAACCCAAAAUGCCACUUAUCCAUUCCCUCCUUGCAAUUUCUGUAGGAAGGAACUGCAGGUGCUGGUUUACACCGAAGAUGACACAAAGUGCUGGAGUAACUCACCGGGACAGGCAGCAUCUCUGGAUAGAAGGAAUAGGUGACGUUCCAGCUCUCGACCCAAAACGUCUAUCCAGAGCUGCUGCCUGAUCCGCUGAGUUACUCCAGCAUUUUGUGUCUACCCUCCUGGCAAUUGCUGCCUGACCUGUGACGUUACUCCAGCACUUAGUGCGCUUCUCAAGAUUCCAGCAUCUGCAGUUCCUUUUAUCUCUAUUCUGUUCAGCAAAGUGUGCACUUAUAUUUUAGCUGCUUGAGGGUAAAUAAUUUGAUUGAAACGCACAUCUAUGGUUCGUAUGGCUGAUGGAGGAAAAAAAAACAUGCCCAGGUUUAAGAUUAGUUAACCGACGCCCCAGAGGAGAGGAAGACGUGUUGUCUCAUAAUCCCUACUUUGAUCAGGUUUGCCAUAAUCACAUUUUGCACAAGUUCCAACACAUUGUUUGUGUAUCAAGAGACCAGCAGCUUUGCCUUGUUCCUGCCUGCUUCAAUGUGGGAACAAGCUUGCUCUAUAUUGCAUCAAUAUUCACAACCCAAAAUAAUGGGCUGGCAAACAAUGUUAAAAUAGAUGUGGCAACCAUUUGCAUACAGAGAGCAAUGCUUUGACUGUCCAGUCCAAAUGACUUGCACAUUUUAGAUAAAAUUCAGACUUUUAUUUAAGAAAUGAUCAAAUUUGAGUUUGGAUUUAAAAUGUUGCCCUUGUAUGAAACUGCAAGAUGUGUCAAGUACUGUGGUGUAUAUAUGGAACUACUUAUUGAGGGUUGCACAAAUGCUUUCAUUUAUAUUUCAAUAUGUCACUCUGUAUGUAUGCUGAAUUUAAAAUCUUUUAAACAAUUCUUUCAGAUUGUGGCAAAGCUCAAAAUGCAAAACUCAGAUUCUGUUGAAAGCCAACACUGUAGCUGGUGUGUUUCAUCCCCCCCCCCCCCCAUGUUUUGUCGACCUUUUACUUGCCUCUAGAGAUCCUCCAUUUAUUUUUUGUGCAUACAUGAUGUAACAUAAAUUACAUUUGAAUUUUCAUUUUAAGAUUAAUGCAAAUAAAAUGAUUGAAACCA
Messenger RNA from Amblyraja radiata (thorny skate), 5462 nucleotides. RefSeq names its product MOB kinase activator 1A. The record is from RefSeq and is a predicted model, not a curated record. The transcript is spliced from 6 exons. Lineage: Eukaryota; Metazoa; Chordata; Chondrichthyes; Rajiformes; Rajidae. Bases 199 to 849 code for a protein of 216 amino acids.